Messenger RNA from Selaginella moellendorffii, 1141 nucleotides. Its product is annotated as protein N-terminal asparagine amidohydrolase. The transcript has 8 exons. Gene Ontology annotation, biological process: ubiquitin-dependent protein catabolic process. Bases 20 to 1036 code for a protein of 338 amino acids. Gene Ontology annotation, cellular component: nucleus. Gene Ontology annotation, molecular function: protein-N-terminal asparagine amidohydrolase activity. Lineage: Eukaryota; Viridiplantae; Streptophyta; Lycopodiopsida; Selaginellales; Selaginellaceae. The record is from RefSeq and is a predicted model, not a curated record.
UGUGGUUACCCUAGCAGCUAUGGUUCUUGUCGGAGCGGCGCUCGAGACUUUGGAUGCUCAAGACGCGGCGACCAAGUUGGCUUGGCUCUUGGGUCAUCCCACUUUGGUAGCCGCCGCUGAUGCUUUCAAGGCAUCGCCGGCGAUAGAGAUCAAACAGUCCGGCACUCCGCGUUUCGUGUGUGUUUUGCAAAAGGAAUUCGCGACCGCUACUCCAGAGUUUGUGGAUUUUGUUGGCACAGAUGAUGCAACAACUUGUGUGGGAGUGGGAAUCCGAGAUCCCAAAUCCGGACUAACAAGCAUCGGGCAUUUGGACUUUGCAGGCUGCGUGAAAGAAGGCCUCGCCCAAAUGCUUUCUUCGCUUUUUCCGGACAAGGACACCAUCCUCGAGGUCCAUAUGGCUGGUGCUUACGAUGACUCCAUCGACAUGGAGCUCCGAGAAGAUGAGAUGGGACACUCUUGGCCUCUGUGCCUAGAACUUGUUGAGGAGUUGCAAGCUCUGCCUUACAAGCUGGAAAUCCGGACGCUUUGCAUUCUCCGGCAUAACACUGUCACAAGCGAUGGGGGUUAUCCUUGUCCUGCUGUGAGAGGCUUCGCGAUCGAAACAAAGUCUGGACGCUGUGUUCCAGCGAGUUUUUCAGCUGACGCCAGUGGUCCGGACGAAAUCAUUCGAGCACUCUCGAUGCUGGCGGGGCCGGCAUCCAGGCUCCGGUCCCCGUAUGACACCGAGUCGGACACUUUCUCGAUCAAACCAUUCCAGUGGAGCCGAGGAUGGAAAAUGCUCGCAGCGCAGUCGCUAGCUCUGUCUGAUGCCGAGCUACUCCAGACUCGAUCAACGUCUCCACACGCAGAGAGCCCGAGCUUCGUCACCUCCAUCAGAAGGAUGGACGCUUAUAUUUACAACCAUCCGGACUGGGAACACGCAUUUCCAAACCGAGAGAGCCGAAGGUUCGUAAGAGAUCCUGGAACUGGGAGAUGGAUGCGAGCGGAAGACCCAAACUCAAAAAGAGUUGCAAGCACAGCCAAAGCUUUAUGGUAGCUCUCGCUUUGAAAACCACAGGCUCUUCGUCACCACAUCCCGAGAGAGAGCUUUGCUACGACAGAUUCUCAAGCGAGGCAAUCCACAAAGCGAGUCUCUCGUUCA